UGUACAGCCACUUGAGCUAAGAGAUCUUGGAAAAGCAUGAGCUCACCUACUUAAUCUGACAGCGUGGACCCAGAGGUGGAAGCUCUGAGCAGAGCCACUGUGGCUUCUGCAUCUCAGGAUUCCCUUCAGGGAAGAGGUCCAGGUUUUACCAAGUGAAGCAGAGACAGGAGAGGGAAAGUAUAGAAAAGGGACUGACCUAAGGAUCUAAAAGACAUUUAGCUUAUUUUUGGUACCCCUUUCUUCAGCAGAACCAGCUCUCAUUCUGCAGUUACAGUUUAGUCUCAUAUUACACUUUGGGAGUUAUAAUCACGUGGACUGUGAAGACAGACCCCUAGUGAAUGGUAAAAACCUUCCUACCGAAGUUCAAAUCUCUCUCCUUGGAUUCCUUUUCCAAGAAUGGGAGAUAGAGACUAAGAAUGUGGUGGCGAUGUUUCUUUCUAAGUGGUCCUCUUCUCUUGUCCCCUCAGACUUUCCUGCCCGACCAAAAAGAAUGGCAGCCAAAAAUUCUUCUGUGACAGAGUUUAUCCUCGAAGGCUUAACCGACCAGCUGGGACUCCAGAUCCCCCUCUUCCUCCUGUUUCUGGGUUUCUACACGGUUACCGUGGUGGGGAACCUGGGCUUGAUAACCCUGAUUGGGCUAAACUCUCACCUGCACACUCCCAUGUACUUCUUCCUCUUUAACCUCUCUUUAAUAGAUUUUUGUUUCUCCACUACCAUCACUCCCAAAAUGCUGAUAAAUUUUGUCUCAAGGAAGAACAUCAUUUCCUUCACAGGGUGUAUGACUCAGCUCUUUUUCUUCUGCUUCUUUGUCAUCUCUGAGUCCUUCAUCCUGUCAGCGAUGGCAUAUGACCGCUAUGUGGCCAUCUGUAACCCACUGUUGUACACGACCACCAUGUCUCCCCAGGUGUGUUUAUUCCUUUUGUUGGGUGCCUAUGGGAUGGGGUUUGCUGGGGCCAUGGCCCACACAGGAAGCAUAAUGAACCUGACCUUUUGUGCUGACAACCUUGUCAAUCAUUUCAUGUGUGACAUCCUUCCUCUCCUUCAGCUCUCCUGCAACAGCUCUUACAUGAAUGAGCUGGUGCUCUUUAUUCUUGUGGCUGUUGACAUUGGAUUGCCCAUUGUCAGUGUCUUUAUUUCUUAUGCCCUCAUCCUCUCCAGCAUUCUUCACAUCAGUUCUACAGAAGGCAGGUCCAAAGCUUUUAGUACUUGCAGUUCCCACAUAAUUGUAGUUUUGCUUUUUUUUGGUUCUGGUGCUUUCAUGUAUCUGAAACCCCCUUCCAUCCUGCCCCUUGAGCAAGGAAAAGUGUCCUCCCUGUUCUAUACCAUCAUAGUCCCCAUGUUAAACCCAUUAAUCUAUAGCUUGAGGAACAAGGAUGUCAAAGUUGCCUUGAGGAGAACUUUGGGCAGAAAAAUCUUUUCUUAAAGGAGUAGUAUUGGAGGAAGGAAAUACAAUG
Molecule: messenger RNA, 1454 nt
Organism: Chlorocebus sabaeus (green monkey)
Lineage: Eukaryota; Metazoa; Chordata; Mammalia; Primates; Cercopithecidae
Product: olfactory receptor 8B12
Biological process (GO): G protein-coupled receptor signaling pathway
Cellular component (GO): membrane
Molecular function (GO): olfactory receptor activity; G protein-coupled receptor activity
Source: RefSeq, a predicted model, not a curated record